AUGCCAAUGGCGACCACCCACGGGUUAGAAAGCCAGGUCCCCGGUCUGGAUAUACGUCGGACCGAUCUCCCUACUGGUCCCAACGUCGUCGUGCCUCCGAAGGACUUAAUACCUCCUACCGACCCUGAAAUAUCAGCCAUCGAAAGGGAAAUGACCAAACAACAACCGCAAAAGAAAGUGUCUUCGGGCGAGAACCCCGUUGCAAAUGCUGAGCCCAUCGAGAAGCGGCCUGUCGCUACGGCGGACCAGUUUGCGUUUGCGUUCGACAUCGAUGGCGUCCUCAUGAGAGGCGGGAAACCGAUCCCCGAGGCUGUCGGCGCUUUGAAGUACAUCAAUGGAGAGAAUCCUUAUGGGGUGAAAGUUCCCUAUAUCUUCUUAACAAAUGGUGGUGGCAAGACCGAGGAAGAACGAUGUUUAGACCUCAGUCGUCAACUCGAAAUCGAGGUGUCCACCGGCCAGUUCAUCUGCGGCCACACCCCCAUGCGAGAAAUGACUGAGAGAUACAACACCGUGCUCGUGGUCGGUGGCGAAGGCGAGAAAUGCCGCGUCGUGGCCGAGGGUUACGGAUUCAAGGACGUGAUCACCCCCGGCGACAUCAUCAAAACCCGCCAGGACACCACCCCGUUCCGGAAAUUGACCGACGACGAGUUCGAGAACUCCCGGGCCCGCGAUCUCUCCAACACCAAAAUCGACGCCAUCUUCGUGUUCGCCGACAGCCGCGACUGGGCCGGCGACCAGCAGAUUAUCCUGGACGUGAUCAUGACCAAGAACGGUCACCUGGGCACCCGGUCUGAGACCCACGAGGAGGGACCUCCCGUGUUCUUCUCCCACACCGACGUUGUCUGGUCUACGUCCCACGAGCACUGCCGGCUCGGCAUGGGUGCGCUCCGUGCCUCCCUGGAAACCCUCUACAAAACGAUCACCGGCAAGGACCUCGCGACGACUGCCUUCGGCAAGCCCCAGCUGGGUACUUUCCAGUUUGCCACCAAGCUCCUGCAGCAGUGGCGCCAGGAGAUCCACGGGAUCAACAAACCCCCUGGAACGGUUUAUUUCAUUGGUGACACGCCUGAGUCCGACGUCCGCGGUACCAACGAGUUCGACCGUAUCAGCGACGCCACCUGGUACUCGAUUCUGGUCAAGACCGGCGUUUACCAGGAGGGCAUGGAGCCGCGGUAUCCGCCCAAGCAGGUCACCGACGACGUUCUGGGGGCUGUGAAGUUCGCCAUGGACCGCGAGUUCAAGAAGAACCCGAAAGAAUUCGAGGGCGAGAAAACUGAGGAGGCGGGUGCCAUCUACAAUUGA
This is a messenger RNA of Aspergillus campestris IBT 28561, 1302 nucleotides long. Its product is annotated as phosphatidyl synthase. The coding region runs from base 1 to 1302 and encodes 433 amino acids. Gene Ontology annotation, cellular component: mitochondrion. The record is from RefSeq and is a predicted model, not a curated record. Lineage: Eukaryota; Fungi; Ascomycota; Eurotiomycetes; Eurotiales; Aspergillaceae. The transcript is spliced from 2 exons. Gene Ontology annotation, biological process: glycerophospholipid biosynthetic process.